UCCCAAAUUGUCACCGAUUAAGCUGAAUUCUUUCCCCAAUUGGCCAAUUCGAUUUGUAUAUGCAACCCUAUGUCUAUACCGCGAGCGAGGUCCGGACGGUCGACGCCGCUCCGUCAACCGGAGCCGGAGAAAAUCGACGGCGACGGCAGCUGGGACACCCUCGAAUGGACCAAACAAGUUUCGACUUUGAGGCCUGUGCCGCAGGGAUUGCAGCAGUUGUUGUUCGACGGGGAGUUUGUCAUAGUAGAGGGACAUGGCGUUGUUCUUGUGAACACGGACGAGGCCGGAGAUUUAUAUGUGACAAAUUUUCGUCUUCUUUUCUUGAGCGAUGGAUCUAGAAGCGUUAUAGGACUUGGCACAAUACCAUUGGCGGCAAUCGAGAAGUUCAGCAGAACUGGUAUGAAGCUUCCAUCAGCUCCUAAGCAGAUUGAUAAGAAUCCAUCUCAACGAUUGCUUCAGGUCAUUGGUAAAGAUAUGAGAAUUGUUGUCUUUGGCUUUCGGCCUCGGACGAAACAGAGGCGUGCUGUGUUUGAUGCUAUAUCAAGGUGGACUAGACCAGCUAGACUUUGGGAUCUCUAUGCUUUUGCUGCUGGAACUUCAAGAUACAGUAACACGACCCCUAAAGUGCGGUUAUUGAAUGAGUACUUCCGGCUUCUUGGGCUAGAAUCACGCAAAGCUUGCCCUAGAACACUUGAAGAUGGAUCAUUCACACUGUCCAAUGAAUGGUGGAGAAUCAGCAAUUUGAACUCUAACUAUACAAUGUGCCCUACCUAUCCAUUUGCCUUGCUUGUUCCAAACUCCAUAAGUGUUUCGAUCAUGCCUUUCCUUGCAACUUCUGUCAGCGAUGUGGAGAUACUGCAGGCUUGUUCCUUCCGUGCACGGUGUAGAUUGCCUGUAAUUUGCUGGUGUAACCCAGGAACUGGAGCUGUCCUAGCGCGAUCUUCUCAACCACUGGUUGGCCUCAUGAUGAACAUGAGAAGCAAUUCUGAUGAGAAACUAGUUGCCGCACUUUGGACUCAACUUUCUGGAGUAAGGGAGCGCAGGAGGAAGCUAUAUAUAGCUGAUGCAAGGCCUAGGAAAAAUGCAUUGGCGAAUGGUGCAAUGGGUGGUGGGUCAGAGUCCUCUGCCAACUACUCUCAGUCUGAGAUCGUCUUCUUUGGUAUAGACAAUAUACACGCAAUGCGCGAGAGUCUUGCUCGGCUUAGAGACUAUGUUGAUACUCAUGGUGCCAAAUCUUCAGAUGGGUUGUCUUCUUUUUUGAGGCAUGGUGGAUGGACUUGGGGAGGAGGAAAUCUCAGCAGUAUGUCUGCUUCAGUCUCAACUCUGGGGGACAGCGGUUGGUUGAUACAUGUUCAGAGUGUCUUGGCUGGCUCAGCUUGGAUUGCUGCUCGAAUUGCUCUAGAAUCAGCUACGGUGCUAGUCCAUUGUAGUGAUGGAUGGGACAGAACAACUCAGCUGGUUUCUCUUGCAAGUUUGUUGCUUGAUCCAUACUACCGGACAUUCAAAGGUUUCCAGGCUCUUGUAGAAAAAGACUGGCUUGCAUUUGGUCAUCCGUUUUCAGAUCGUCUGGGACUGCCUACUGUGUCGGGAAGUGAAAGCAUUCCUGAAUUUACACGGCAGGCAUCUACUGGGAGUUUAACUUCAUCUCCAAGUCGCCAAUCAUCUCCCCAGCCUAAUUCUUCUCAUGCACAAAAUAAUUGUUCACCUAUCUUUCUGCAGUGGGUUGAUUGCAUUUCCCAAUUGUUACGAAUGUAUCCCUUUGCCUUUGAGUUUUCUUCGGUAUUCCUGGUAGAUUUACUAGACUGUGUUCUGUCCUGCCGUUUUGGAAACUUUUUCUGCAACAGUGAGAAAGAAAGGCAUCAAGCUGGUGUUUAUGAUGCAUGUGGGUGCAUGUGGGUCUAUUUGGCUGAGUUGCGGGAUUCAGAUAGGCCUUCUGGUCAUUAUAACCACUUCUACGACGCAUCAAAAUUUCAAGGUCCGUUAUUACCUCCAGCAGCGGCUUUAGCACCAACGCUUUGGCCUCAGUUCCACCUUCGAUGGGCUUGUCCAUCAGAAUCCCAAGGUGGAGAGUUAGAAACACACUGUAGAAACAUGGCUGAGAAAUUAUCUGAAUUGCAGAAGGCAAAAGAUCUAGCAGAGGCAAAACUUAGAGAAGCAACAUCAGCUGUGGAGUCUUUGACAGAUGAGUUGCGAAACGAGAAACUCAGCAGCAGCUCAGCCAGGGACUGGGCUAGGAGUGCCAAAAAGGAAAAUGUUGCUAUAAAACGGGCAAUACAAGCACUCGGGUCCAAAGUCCAUUUUUCCGAAGAAGGUGAUUGCAUUGUUAGCAUCGAAAGCAUAGCAACAGAGAUCCCUCAAAAAUCUCUCUUUUCCACUGCUGGCACGCGGAGUGAUGAGAAACCAGAUAGUCCCGUGUAUGUUGCUCGUCAUGAAGAUGAUGAUGAUUCCAUCAACCCUAUAUGCCGGGUAUGUGAAUCUUUAUGCCCUCUACGCACCCGCGAGGGAGGGUGUAGAUGGCCUGAAGCUGGCUGUGCCCAGUGCGGUAGUCAGUUUGUCGGCCUAAAAGCUAACUUUGAUGCUUUCGACCGGCUUUCUAUAUACGACAGCUAUUUUGAUUCACAAUAGCAGCUUUUACAAGAAUUUUUUGUGAGAAAAAAAAUAUAAAGACCCUCAGUUGGACACGGGUCUUCGGGAGUGUAUAUACAUCACGAACAGAGUUAGCACAAGCCGGACUCAUUUCUGGCGAUCCACAUAGGUAGAAACAAGGCAAGUUCCUUCUUCUAACUCACUCUUAUUGUCAUCAUGGAUCAGGUAGUAUGUAUCAUUCUGGUGAAUAGAAUCCCAACUCAAUAGCUCUAGCUCUAAUUUUUUUGCUAUCCUUUAGAUGAAUAAAUGCAUUUUGUCACUUUCAUACUUCAACUAAGAUCAAUAAUACAAUAAAUUGAAAUAUCUUUGGAGGAAUGGUCAGAUGCAUUUUGUCAGAUGUAAUGAUUAAUUUA
Salvia hispanica is the source of this 2999-nucleotide messenger RNA. Lineage: Eukaryota; Viridiplantae; Streptophyta; Magnoliopsida; Lamiales; Lamiaceae. The record is from RefSeq and is a predicted model, not a curated record.